CUGCCCCUUCCUCUUCCUCCUCCUUCUUCUCGUCCUUCGUGUUCUCCCAGCCGGCGGCGGCAGAGAGGGAUAUUCAACCCGGGCUGCGGAUGCUGGGAGCGGGCUGCAGAGUGAAAGAGACACCGGUAGUCUGUCUGUAGGGAAGUUGUUGGAAAAGGAGCAAACACUUUAAAACGCAAUUCAAAAGAGUUUUGGAGUUUGUUUCUCGGGCGCUCCGGGCGGUAAAACAUUUCAUUUGAAGAAACUUUUAGUUGUGUUUCAUCCGUCAGUGUGGUGGAGAACAUGAGCUCCCAGCGGAGGACACCCGGAGCCGGCGGCCGGACAGCGCUGCUGCUGGCCGGGCUGCUCGUGGCUCUGUGGCACCGCGGAGACGCGAGCUGCCCGGAGAGAGAGCUGGAGGACCGGGAGGAGGAGGCUAACGUGGUUCUGACCGGCACCGUGGACGAAAUCAUUAACUUGGACCCGGUGCACAACACCUAUUCUUGCAAGGUCAGGGUGUGGCGCUACUUGAAAGGCAAGACCGAAGUCAACCGCGAGAUCCUCUUGGACGGCGGCAACAAGUUGAUGAUCGGCGGCUUUGGCAACCCGGGGAUCUGCGACAACCAGGUAGCCACGGGUGACACACGCAUAUUCUUUCUCAACCCUGCCGCGGAGGACAUGGGACCGGAACACAAGAACGAACUUAUGCUCAACUCGAGUCUGAUGAGGAUUACCCUACGCAACCUGGAGGACGUGGAACACUGCGUGGAAGCUCACAAAUAUAUAAUUGCAGACAAACCUCCUCACUUCACACCGGCCCAGCCUCCUGAUGGCUGCAGAGGGAUGUUGUGCGGCUUCGGCGCCGUGUGUGAGCGUGACCAGACGGACCCGGCCAAGGCUGAGUGUGUUUGCAAGAGAGCGGAUUGUCCAUCCUUGGUGGCGCCUGUUUGCGGCUCGGAUUCGUCCACCUACUCCAACGAGUGCGAACUGGAGAAAGCCCAGUGCAACACACAGAGACGCAUCAAGGUUCUGCGCAAGGGGCCCUGCUCUCUGAAGGACCCCUGCACCGACGUGGCCUGCAGCUACGGCAGCACCUGCAUCCAGUCCUCAGACGGCCUGUCGGCCAAGUGCAUGUGCCCCCUCGGCUGCGAGGGCAAGCGAGAGCAGACGGUGUGCGGCAGCGACGGGAAGGACUACCGCAACGAGUGCGAGCUCCAUCAGCACGCCUGCAAGAACCAGAGGAACAUACGAGUACAAUACCAGGGGCACUGCGACCCGUGUAAAGACAGCGAGAACAGCCUGAACACGUUGUGCCGGGUGGAGGCGCUCACCCGCAAGCCCCUCGUCUUCGGCCUGCCAGAGUCGUGCCCGCCGGGUAUGGAGCCUCUGUGCGCCAGCGACGGCCAGACCUACUCCAGCGAUUGCGCCAUGGGAGCAACGAGCUUGCAGAAAGGCAUCAAGCUCAGGAAGAUCCACGCUGGACGAUGCAGGAGGCUGGAGGACUGUCAGGAAGAGUGUCUCUUCAACGCUGUGUGUCUCGUGGAACAGCUGAACGCCCGCUGCUCCUGCGAUCCCAUCGAGUGCGACGGCACCUACAAGCCCGUGUGCGGCAAGGACGGCCACACCUACACCAACGACUGUGUCCGACGCAAGGCGGAGUGUCUGAGCAGGACCCUCAUCUCCAUCAAGCACCCGGGGCCCUGUGAUCUCAGCAUACCCAGCCCCUGCCUGGAUAAGGUGUGCAAUCACGGGGCGGUGUGCGUGGUCAAGAACAACGAGCCGGUGUGCGAGUGCCCCGAGGCCUGCCCGCAGAUGUCCGACCCCGUGUGCGGAUCCGACGGCCACAGCUACGGCAGCCCCUGCGAGAUGCGAGCGAUGGGCUGCGCCCUGCAGAGGGACAUUCACAUCCAACACAAAGGACCCUGCGAUGAGGCGUGUGCCAACUGCUCUUUCGGGGCAAUCUGCGAUGCCCAGAGCGGCCAGUGUGUGUGUGCAUCGGAGUGUGUGGAGUCCCACCAGGCUGUGUGCGGCAGCGACGGCAGCACCUACAACAGCGAGUGUGAGCUGCACGUGCGGGCCUGCAAAGAGCAGAUGGACCUCCGAGUGGUCAGCCAGGGAGAGUGCAAAACAUGCGGCACCACUGUUUGUGCCUGGGGUGCCCGGUGUGUCCAGAAUAAGUGCGAGUGCCCGCCGUGCCCAGACGAGGCCUUCUCCCCAGUGUGCAGCAGCGACGGAUCCACCUACGUCAACGAGUGCGAACUCCGCGUGUCGUCCUGCUUGCAGAAGAGGAGAAUUGACGUGGCGAAGACCGGCAGCUGCGACGAAGACUGUGGCUCAGGAGGGUCAGGCUCAGGCGCGGAGAGCUGCGAACAGGACCGCUGUCGCAUGUUCGGAGGCUCAUGGGACGAGGACGCAGAGGACGACCGCUGCGUCUGCGACUUCACCUGCCAAAGUGUUCCCAAUAACCCGGUUUGUGGCUCCGAUGGGAAAAACUACAAGAACGAGUGCCAGCUGAAGAAGGCCAGAUGUGAAAAACAAGAGCACUUGUUGAUUCAGAAUCAGGGACCCUGUGCAGUGAUUUCAGCCACAUCUCUGCCCGAGCUGACGGCACCGAAGCACUGCAGUCUGUCUGUGUACGGCUGCUGCCACGACAACGUGACGGCUGCCCUAGGAGUCGGACUGGCUGGAUGUCCCAGUACCUGUCAGUGUAACGUCUACGGCUCCUACAAGGGGACGUGUGAUCCGGCCUCCGGCCAGUGCUCCUGUAAGCCGGGUGUCGGCGGACAGAAGUGUGACCGCUGCGAGCCGGGCUUCUGGAACUUCCGUGGCAUCGUGACAGAGAACAUGAGCGGCUGCACGCCGUGCAAUUGCGACGCCACGGGCUCGGUCCGCGACGACUGCGAGCAGAUGUCGGGUCUGUGUUCCUGCAAGACGGGAGUGAAGGGCAUGAAGUGCAACGUGUGUCCAGAUGGAAGCAAGAUGGGCAUGAAUGGCUGCGACAAAGGUCCCGAGGCCCCGACUUCAUGUAAAGAGUUAACGUGCAGCUUCGGAGCGUCUUGCAUCGAGGAGAACGACCAAGCCCACUGCGAGUGCCCCUCGCCUGACUGCGACGAGAAAAACAAAACCAAGGUGUGCGGCUCUGAUGGGGUGACCUAUGCCGACCAGUGCCAGCUGAGGACCAUAGCCUGUAGGCAGGACCAGGACGUUACCGUGCAACACUCUGGACAGUGCACAGAAACCAUCGCUGAGUCCGGCCGACCGACCCACCCCCAACCACCCCCGCCACCACCCCCGGCUCAGCCGUCACCACCACCGCACCCUUCCACCCUAACAUGGUGUGGGCCAUCCCGCCUCCGAGGACGGAAGAGCCAGGGGACCACCGAGCGGGCCCCCGGCCACCACCACACUUUCCACCCCCAUCCCCCUCCGACCAACCACCGCCACUCCCAUCCACAUCCAGCCUCCGCAGUCCACCGCCACCACUGCCCACCGCCACCUUCCUCCCCUGCUCCCUCCGCGCCGCCGUCUCCUUCCGAGGGCUCGGGCAGCGGGGAGCCAAGCGGGGACGACCAGACGGAAGAAGAGGAGGAGCAGGAGCAGGAGCAGGAAGAGGAAGCAGGUAGCGGCGUCCCACCGGAGGCCAGUGGGGCAGAGGAGCCUGUCGGUCCCACGUUGGCGAGCACCACCGUACCCAUGGCCGAGGACAGGUCGUCCUGCGACAACACCGAGUUCGGCUGCUGCCCCGACGGCAAGACGCCGUCCAGCACUCCGGAGGGCGCCAACUGCCCCUCCACCAUGAGGGUCAACUGUUUCCUGCACUUGGACCGGGAGGGCCAGGAGAUCUUCUACACCCCCGAGAUGGAGGACCCCAAGUCGGAACUGUUCGGAGAGACGGCCCGCAGCAUAGAGAGUGCUCUCAAUGAGUUGUUCAGGAAGUCGGAGGUGCACAAAGACUUUAUGAGCAUUCGUGUCCGCAACCUGUCGCCCAGCAACUCCAUCCUGGCCUUUGUGGAGGCCCACUUCAAAACCAGAUACUCGGUGGAGGACAUUGAAGGAUCCCUGCUGAAACAGCUGAAGGCCUCCAAAGAGACCAGCAUCGCCGUGAAGAAGCCGGAGGACGAGAAUAUUCGCUUCACCAGUUAUGCUCCCUCCCAUUCUUCACACACACUACCACCACACGGCGUCAGUCACCACAGCUGCUCCACCACCACCACAGCUGCUCCCCACACCCACACACUGCACCACUACCACCACCACCACUACACCACCACCACCCCCGUACUUCACCCGUCGCCCAUCAGGUACUACCCGCCGGGGGGCCCCCCCUUACGGCAGGCGUACACCACAACCUCGGCACAACGGUCACUACACCACUACCCACCACCACCACCACCACCACGGCCGCGUCACCACGACAGCAUGGCCUCCAGCCACCACCGUAGCCCACGUUUAGGGGCAAGCUUCACCACAAGGCCAGAAGCCUGCAGCUCCCACCCCUGCCUCCCCGGGGGCUCCUGCGAGGACGACGGCAACGACUUCAGCUGCAUGUGCCCCGCCGGGAGAGGAGGCGCGUGUACAGAAAAAAUGAUCAGGUACUUCAUCCCAUCAUUCGGAGGCAGGUCGUACUUGGCUUUCCAGACCAUGACCGCCUAUCACACGGUCCGCAUCGCCAUGGAAUUCAGAGCGUCCGAGAUGACCGGCAUCCUGCUCUACAACGGCCAGGAGGGCAAGAAGGACUUCAUCUCUCUGGCUCUGGUUAACGGCAAGGUGGAGCUCAGGUUCAACACCGGUUCGGGCACAGGCACAGUGGUCAGCAAAGUAGAAGUGAAUAAAGGCCGCUGGCAUUCGCUGGUGGUGACUCGCAACCGGCGCAACGCCAUGCUCAGCGUGGACAACGAGCCGCACAACGAGGGCGAGAGUCCAGCUGGCACCGACGGCCUCAACCUGGACACCAACCUGUUCAUCGGGGGAGUGCCAGAAGAAAUCAAGCUGGAGAGGUUUGUUGCUUCAACGAUGGGAUUCAUGGUGGAGUGGAACCGGACGGCGGUGGCCACGGGUCUGGUUGGCUGCAUCCGCUUGCUGGACGUCAACAAUCGAAUGCUCAACCUGCAGGAGAGCGGGGGAGACAGUCUGUACGGCAGCGGCGUGGGCGAAUGUGGCAACAACCCCUGCCAGCCGAAUCCCUGCAAGAACGGCGCGGUGUGCCAGGUCAAGGAGGCGGAGAUGUUCCACUGCAAGUGCAGCAAAGGAUUCUGGGGCCCAACCUGUGUCGACAUCCACAACCCGUGCGAGCCCGACAGGUGCCAUCCAUCCUCCCAGUGCCAGGCGCUGCCCGAGGGAGGCUACAAAUGCGAGUGUCCCAUGGGACGCGAAGGGAGGCACUGCGAGAAAGUGGCUGAGAGGAGAGGGGCUUACAUGCCGCUGUUCAACGGAGACUCUUACCUGGAGCUGAAGGGGCUCCAUCUCUACGGGCACGAUCUGCGUCAAAAAGUCAGCAUGACGGUGAUUCUCAUGGCCAACGACUCCAACGGUUUGAUCUUCUACAACGGCCAGAAAUCGGACGGGAAAGGAGACUUCAUCUCUCUAUCCCUCAAUGAAGGCAUCCUGGAGUUCCGCUACGACCUGGGGAAGGGACCCGCUACCAUCAGGAGCAAGGAUCCGAUCCAGCUGAACGUGUGGAACACCAUCAACCUGGAGCGCUCCAACCGCAAAGGAGAGAUCAUGGUGAACAAGAAGGACGCUGUCCGAGGGGAGGCGCCGAAAUCACGCAAGAACCUGCACGUAGAUCUUAACCUGAAAGAGUCUCUUUUUGUCGGCGGAGCUCCCGAUUACAGCCGACUGGCAAGAGUGGCUGCGCUCACGGAUGGCUUCAAGGGAACAAUCCAAAAGAUCAUUCUGAUGGGCACCCCCAUCCUCAGAGAGGAAAACGCCCAGCGCUCCAGAGACAUAGCCAUGUUCCAGGACCACCCGUGUUCCCAGGAGCCCUGUCACAACGGCGGCCGCUGCAACCCCAUGCUGGACACCUACGAGUGCGUUUGCCUCAAUGGAUUCUCAGGUGGACGCUGUCAGAACACCAUCUACGAGAAGUCUGCCGGGGAGACCGAGGCCAUUGCCUUUGACGGGCGGACGUUCAUCGAGUACCACAACGCUGUUACAAAGAGCCAACUGACCAAUGAGAUCCCAGAUCCCGAGUCUCUGGAGAACCCAUCUGACCAGAGCGAGAAGGCUCUGCUGGUGAACAAAUUUGAGCUGAGCAUCCGGACGGAGGCGACCCAGGGCCUGGUGCUGUGGAGCGGGAAGGGCGUGGAGCGCUCCGACUACAUCGCCCUGGCCAUCGUGGACGGACACGUCCAGAUGACGUACGACCUGGGCUCCAAGCCCGUGGUGCUGAGCUCCUCGGUGCGCGUCGACACCAACCGCUGGAUACGCAUCAAGGCCAGCAGAGCACUUAGAGACGGCUCUCUACAGGUUGGCAACGAGGCGGCGGUAACAGGGUCAUCGCCUUUGACAGCGACACAGCUGGACACAGACGGAGCGCUGUGGUUGGGUGGUCUGGAGGAGCUGGCGGUGGCCCGUCGGUUGCCCAAGGCUUACAGCACCGGCUUCGUAGGCUGCGUCAAGGACGUGAUGGUGGACAGUGUGGAGCUCCACCUGGUGGAAGACGCCUUAAACAGCCCCAAAAUAUUACACUGUUCCGCCGCCAAAUAACCCAGCAGAGACAAAAUAUUGAGGAAAACAGAAAAAAAAGAAACCCUCCCACUCGCUCCCUCCAUAGCGCCCAUGUCUCCUGCUGUAAUUAUUUUCUAUUUUUGUAUACUUUUCAUCGCUUUUUAUAUGGAAAGAAAAUGAAUAUGUUGUUUUAAUUUUUGUUUUAUAUAAUUGUUCUUUUUUUUUUUUUUUUAAUCUGCACCUCCAUAAACAGAACACACUUUCUUUUUCUUUACUGCCCCGGCCCUUCAUCUUUUUUUCAAAAAGCAGGCAUCUCUGUGAAAAAGAGAUAUUUUUAUUCUUGUCAGUUUUGUUGUUUUAAAACAAACGCCAACUUAAAAAAAAAAAAGCCUGCUCCUUUUUCCUCGCUCAUUACUUGAACACUGGUGGACCUCGCCGAUGAUCUCUGGUUUACUGCCUUGUCUUGGUGCCAUAUAUAUCGUCCACAUUCCCCAAGCAUGGCCGAUACAUCCAUGAGUACAUAGACAUAUACAUUCCCCCCGUGAGAGCUGCACGCAGCGAACGCUGUGGCCGGCAUGUGCAGCUCUUUGAUGCUGCAGCCAGCUGGCGUCUCCAGUCAAGAAACUCUGUAAUCAGCCCCUGGUAGCCCGCUGUAUUUUCCUAAUGGGACUUUUCAGAUAUCAGUCAAGCUGCUACAGUGAGAAAGUACACAGUCGAAACCGCUCCAUCAACCCCCAUCUCACAGCGCCAAAAAAAAAAAGAAGAAAAAACUCUCCACUCGAUCUGAAUCCCAUCAGAGCCUUUAGUUUUGAAAUAUGACUUGCUAACACUGCAACCCGACGUGACGGAGAGAGCGCUGCGUUCCACGAUGACUCGCAUAUCAUUAGUCAUAAGUCAAGACAUGAAUAAAUGUUAUAAAUAUAGAGUAUAUAAAUAAUACCUGAGACUGUGAAUAUGUAAGAUGGGUUCUCUUCUGAGAAUUGUGCUUCUCAUGUACUGUUGUGCGUUCUGUUUUACAAUCCGCAGAUGAACUAAUGAUGACCACUAUAAAUGCAUGCACUUCUGCAGUGUUGGUUUGAAUCUGGUUUUUUGAUUGUUAGUUUUAUUUAGUUUUGUUCCAAAAAAAAAAAUUGGAAUAUGUCACUGUUUGGGGGUUUGUUUGUUGUUUUGCAAUGACUAUAAAAAGGUUCCUUUUUUCUCUUAUUUCCACUGAUGUGAUUUCAGAAAUGACAGAGCUCAGAAUAAUGUUUUAUAUUUGUUCAUUCCCUGUAUCUUUUUAUUUUUUUAUUUUUCUUGGGAGCAGUUAGUUUUGCAGGACUUUGAAUGGUGCAUAAGGGGAAGAGUUGUUACCAUAUCUGACCUUAAGGAGGUGCUGAAAGCAAAGACUGAAGAAAAAGGACAGACAGAGAGGAGGCGAGGAGAGAUGUUAUCAUGGGGGAGAGCUACUACCCUUGGGAACGUCCUGUCAAACAACAAUCAACACAAACAAAAAAAAGCUUCAAAAAACUCUGCCUGAGACUUAAUUUCUUUUCGUAUCUGACCUAGGAGCAUUCCUGGAGGAGUCUUUCUUUUCGGCUGUUGAGAGAGAGAGAGACUGUGAUGUUGUUGUGACCUUUUGAAGCCAUAACAGCCACAAAAAUGGGGGAAAAGAUGCAUAAUCCUACAGUACUUGCAAAUUAACAUAGUAACGCAUGGGUUUGUAUUACUAGUGCGAAUUCUGUAACAUUCAGUGAACUGAUGCAACGUGGAGUCGUCUUUGCCGAACCACAAUAAGCUGCGACGACCGACUUAAAGGACACUUGUUUUGAUAUGAGAACUUUGGCAAUAUUCUAAGACAAAAUCAUGCCUGUUCGUGGUUGAGUAUCAAAUGGUCUUGUGCUAUUUUUUUUUUUCUUAAGUUCUUAAUUAUAUGUUUUCCUUCUUAAAUCAUCAAGCGACCUGUUUUUGUACAGCCCUGCAAUUUUUAAGUGUAAAUUUAGCAAAAUGUGUUACCUGUGGAGGUUUAUGUUUUUAGUAAUAUACACUGGAAACCAUGUCUGACUUGUCUGUUCGCCCACACGAUGAUAUACUUAUGUACAUGGGGGAGGGAUAGCCCUGAAGCUAUAACUGUGUUGUGUGUAAUCAUGCUCGGAGUGUCCACACCAGAUCGGGAAAACCUUCUUCUGGUGUCCCCGAGACGCGUUUAAAUUCCAGCACUCACUCUAUUAACCUUAGACUGGUCUUAUUUUACCACACUGUUCUUUGAAUUUUAUCUAUUCAGGUGGUAAAUAUUAAUAAACGAGAGAUUCCUGUGUAUCUGGAUGGACUCGAGAACAAUAAAGACAAUUGCAGUCUAUGGUUUGGGUGGAAACUAUUUGCCUUAAAAACCGGUCACCUCGACUCUGAGCAGGUGACAAAGACGUCAUCCAUAUAACUGUUUCCUUAUUUUAGCCAGUGUAUUAGCCUCAUCCCCAUAAUGUAAAGGAGUAAUACAUAAUAAUAAUAAUAAUGAUAAUUAUAUUAGUAAUAACGCUCAUACAGAGAAAAAAAAAUCCCAGGGGGCCUCUGCAAAUGUCCCCUCUGGCUUUUUACAAAAAAUCUUCUAUUUACUGUUUUUUGAAUCUAUUUUCUGUUCCUUAUUUAUGUCUACAUGUGGAUUACCCUCCAUGUCUGGCCUCUGUAAACUACUGUCUGACUGCAAACCUCCUCAAAGGGCAGUGCACCGAGUAAGAGUGGCAUGACCUGAACAUUACUAACUUUAUGACCUUUGUCUUGUGUUCCUACCACCAUGAAAUAAAAUGUCAACCAAAUGGA
Messenger RNA from Sebastes umbrosus (honeycomb rockfish), 9441 nucleotides. RefSeq names its product agrin (gene agrn). NCBI's taxonomy places the organism in Eukaryota, Metazoa, Chordata, Actinopteri, Perciformes, Sebastidae. The record is from RefSeq and is a predicted model, not a curated record. Gene Ontology annotation, molecular function: laminin binding; calcium ion binding. Gene Ontology annotation, biological process: cell differentiation; receptor clustering; multicellular organism development.